GAGAGAGAGAGAGAGAGAGAGAGAGCAAGACUGAGAAAGAAGCAGCAGCAACAUUUCAGCCAAUGACAGUUAACAUGUUUCCGCUGUGCUGUGAGUAGAUGCUUCAGCUCUGUUGACCCUGACAAUGUAGGACUGCUGUGCUGCUGAGAUGUCCAUAUGAAUAUUGAUCUGACAGAGCAGUGGGAAGCUACAAUCAGACAGCAGUGGCUGUUUUUCUGAGGAAAUACGUAGCUUUGAGUGCCUUAUCAUAAUUGAACUUACCCUCCAUUGUUAGAUAAUGUAAUGCUGUUGGAUUAGUAUGUGGACCAAGGUUGGAAUGCUGUUUGAGGAGGCUAAGAUGUGUACUUUGCAGGUGAAGUUGGGAACUCACAAAAAUAAUUUUACAGACAAUAAAUACCAGCUCAAGCACUCAAAAACUUGAGCCAGUAUGAGUAGCUGCUUCCAUUUCCGCUCAUAAGCAAUAAGCUCAUUAUUAUUUAUUGUCACACCCCCCACACACAGACAGACUGACAUUUAAGGUCGUUUUUGAUUCACAUCACUUUCAAACACACAACAGCGAAGUUAUGGCAGCAGCAGGUUCAGGAGCCUCGCAGGCCCCUACCACUGGAGACCGACGGCUGGUGGACAAGGCCCUCAAAAGACUGGAUAAGCUCCACGAGCUGUGCACUAACACCCGGCUGGGCCUGAGGAACAGUCCACCAUACCUACCAGAGCUUGUAUCUGACACGACAACACUGCUCAAGCAGGUUUGGGAGCCCUACAGAGGCUCCAGGGUGACAGGUGGGCAGGACCCCCGGGGAGACGAGGCCAAGUACCUGAGGGUCCAUGUCAGAAACCUGCUGGAUAAGACAGAAAGAGCCGUGCUGCUGUUUAAAGAGGGACGGGAGAAAAUAUUUGAGGAGACAUCCAGCUACAGGAGGAACUUGACCAAACUGUCCUUGCUGUUCAGUCACAUUCUGUGGGAGCUGAAGGCCUUGUUUCCAGGGGGAUGUUUUCAGGGUGACACCUACAGGGUGACCAAGACGGAGGCUGCUGAGUUUUGGAGGCAUUCUUUUGGCAACAAGUGCAUAGUGCAGUGGAAUAGUUUUAAAGAGCAUCUGCAGCGUGUUCAUGCAUUUGAGGAAGGGAUGGAGUCCAUGGCUCUGAAGUCAACUAUAGAUCUCACCUGUAAUGACCACAUCUCUGUGUUUGAGUUUGACAUCUUCACUAGACUGUUUCAGCCCUGGAGUUCACUCAUAAGGAACUGGAACCAGCUAGCAGUGACUCAUCCCGGCUACAUGGCCUUCCUAACCUAUGACCAGGUUGUAGCUCGUCUGGAACACUACCUGCACAGACCUGGGAGCUAUAUCUUUCGUCUGAGCUGCACAAGAAUGGGCCAAUGGGCUAUUGGCCAUGUGACCACCGAAGGUAGCAUUGUCCAGACCAUCCCAGAGAAUACGCCUCUCUACCAGGCACUCAUUCAGGGCUUCAAGGGAGGCUGCUACCUGUACCCAGAUGGCCGUGAUGUGAACCCUGACCUGACAAGCUUGUGUGAACCGGCCCAGAGGGGAAAAGUCAAAGUUACAGAAGAGCAGUACGAGCUCUACUGUGAGAUCGGCAGCACCUUCCAGCAAUGUAAGAUCUGUACAGAGAGGGAUAAGGACACUCGUAUCCAACCUUGUGGGCAUCUCCUCUGCAAACGUUGCCUCACAGGCUGGCAGCAGAAGUCAGCAGGCCACACCUGCCCAUACUGUCGCUGCGAUAUCAGAGGAACAGAGACGAUCCUCAUCGAGCCCUACCUGCCAGGCAGCGGUCAGUGGGAGGAGGAGGAGGAGGAGGAGGAGGAGGAGGGUGAUGCAGAGGACGAGACCCAUGAGGACAUUGAACUGGUGGUAAAAGAAAUGGCUGCCCUGAAGAAGUUGUCAAGUUUGGAUUACCAGGUCCCAAGGUCCCGCCACAGCGUUCCACCUCUGCCCCCUAAAAACAGCACUUCCCCACACUAUCCAUCUUCCUCCAGCCAAUCCCAGAUGCCAGCCAAACACUCCCACUCUCGUUCGCAGGCCCACAGUGGUAAUGAAGCACAUAAAGGACACAAAGAACACACAAGCAUGAACAGGCGUCAGGGAGAGGACAGCAGUGACGAGGAGAGGUCUGGUGGGUUUCGAGUGCCUCAGCCAUACCCACUGUCCCACAGUGCUGAAUUCCUCUCAGAAGCAACACUUUCUUCUUCCUCUCAGAAGGAUGUUGACAGUAAUGCCGUUGCAUGGAUCGGACCCUCCAGCCCAGUCAAACAGAGGCGAAGACAUAAAGAGAGGGAGGAAAGGAGAGCAGGGUUCAAAAAAGACAAAUGCGGCCUGGGAGAGAUGACGAGAACAAUGUCGUCCUGAGAGCAAAAUGAGCUCUUCUAAAGACUCUUUAAAUAAAGUGAGAAAUACAUGGCAACUUAAAUAUCUUAAAUCCACAAAUCAGCCUUCAGUGAAUGUUAAAAUAUUUUUUGUUGUUAUGUUUAACUGUAACUGACGUUGUGUCUGCUGCACUGCACUGUUGUGGUUGACAUGAGUGGGUGGGCCUGACAGGAAAAUUACUCAGUGAGGCCUCCUACUGUUCAAUAAUCACACUGCCAUUAUCUCCACAGUUGGUUCAGAACUGAUUCCUGAAUAUAGACUCGCACUGUCUUCUUUGUAACUUUUUCUGAGCCUCCAUGAAAUAAUAGAAAUAAAUUAAAGGUUUUAUAUUUGAAAAUGUAAUUACAUGGACAAAGGAAGGGGGGCAAUCAAUUACAAAUCAAGGGUGAAUAUAUGAGAGAACAGAAAUAUGCUACCUCGUCAUUGAACCCAUGCAACAGGUUUGUUCUUAUAAAUACAUUAUGUGAUUAAAGUAAACUAAAAUGUACAACUCCAUCAAACUGUCUUACAUGGUAUUACAAAUAAACCUAUAACUGACACAUA
Molecule: messenger RNA, 2927 nt
Organism: Dicentrarchus labrax (European seabass)
Lineage: Eukaryota; Metazoa; Chordata; Actinopteri; Moronidae
Gene: cblc
Product: Cbl proto-oncogene C, E3 ubiquitin protein ligase
Exons: 14
Coding region: 564-2366 (600 amino acids)
Biological process (GO): cell surface receptor signaling pathway; negative regulation of epidermal growth factor-activated receptor activity
Cellular component (GO): plasma membrane; membrane raft
Molecular function (GO): phosphotyrosine residue binding; calcium ion binding; receptor tyrosine kinase binding
Source: RefSeq, a predicted model, not a curated record